ACGUGCCUACAUCACUGCUCUGAUCAUGUCCUUGUUUCUUAUGCCCUUGCCACUUGUAAAUAGACUGCCUAACAAGCUUUUAUCUCAGACCAUCCCCAGCAAUGGUAGGUGUUAGAUAAUUGCCGAAUGAUGCGGCAUGAUCCACUGUCUCUUUAAGAGAAUCCGUUGCAGUGUAGUCCUACGCAAUUGCCUCUGUUCACUUCAUGGCCGGCUCGGCAUGGAUUCUCAUCAGCAGCACCGCAUCCAUGUACAGAUACAUGCCACUAGUGACCGUUCACACGCAUUCCACCAGAAGUCCUGCGGGGACCAAUUCUACUCCAGGAUGUAGGACUAUUUAUCGGCCUGGCAAAUAUGGUACCAUAAAUGUUGGGAAUCGUGUCAUCUGUACUGUUAUGUCAGAGAUCACAGUCGGGUAAUCGCUGCAUGAGAGGAGGCUUUUAUUAUAUCCCCUAUCAAUUGCCUAUGUAGGACACAGCCUGGACGUAAUUAGUUUGUCAGCUAUUCCUUCCUCAUCCCCAAGAUUCUAAACAUUGGAUGGGAUGUUUAGGUUCACCGGAAAAUGAUGUUGGCUGUCCAUCUUUGAGCCAUCUUCCUAGUUUUCCUCUUAGCGCCAGCAGCAGGUGGUCCACACCCAUGUCACUUCCUCAAAGUCGGAAGCCCUCUGCAGGUCAGCGCAGGCGGCCAGUGGCCACUAGCAGUGGGCGCCAUUCCUAUAGCGAUGCCUCCAAUACCAACACUUACCUCGGCAGGGCUAGUGAGGGUAGUCCUACAGCCCGGACAUAUCCUGGCACACCUAAGCAUCAGGUGAAGCAUGAAACCUGCAGUGAUAACCAUGGGAUUCGGCCCCCCACACCAGAGCAGUACCUCACCCCGCUGCAGCAGAAGGAGGUGUGUAUCAGACACCUGCGAGCCAGGCUGAGGGAGAAUGUCCAGAGGCUGCAGCACAGGGACAGUGAGAUAGCUGAGAUGAAGACCCAGCUGUGUCGGAUGCAGGAGGACUGGAUAGUGGAAGAGUGUCACCGUGUCGAGGCCCAGCUGGCUCUGAAGCAGGCGCGCAGGGAGAUCCAGCACCUGCACGAGGUCGUGGAGACAGUACGAUCAAACCUCGGCACCCCAGAAAAAGCCCCCUAUGACAAAAAGCCAUACCUCUCACCGCAGAGACCACGGCCUACAAAGUCCCGCUCCUGUGGGUGCUCCCCAGCCAGCACCCUGAGCCGCAGCACCGCCUACACCCGGCUGAGCAGUGAGGCCCUCUAUGUGGACCGCAAUGGAAACGCCCCAGGGCCUGACCUGCGUGCAGCGGCACAGGUAGAAAGGCGGCGGACCCACCUGCUUCUGGAGGCGGCCCUUCUGUCAGAGCAGCAAACCCCGUCUGGCCCCGCCCUGGUCCACGGCCCCUCCUCCUCUACCAUGCCACGCUCCUCCACCUACGAGAGGCUGUGCAGUGGAGGGGCUGUGCUGCCCGUCUCCCACUCCUGCCACUCCCUGAGUAACAGCUGCAGGUGCAGUGGCCACACCUACCUCCCUCAUCACCACCUCUUCCUUCACCUCCCCCAGGAGGAACCCCCGGCUGCAGUGGCGGUGGCUGCUGCUAUCCCCGUGAGGGAGGCAAAACCGGAGGUCCGAUCCCAGGCCUGCAGCCCCACCAUGACCUGGGUCUCAGAGGAAGGAGGGGGAGAGGAGCUGAGCAUCAUCUCCCUGGCAACAACCAACAUCACCCCAGCCUACUCAGAGCAACAGCUGUUCCCUCCCUCCUUGUCUUCCUCCCCUCCUCCCCAGUUCUCCUACAACCUAGAGCCACUGUCUCCAGAUGGCCAUGUGGAGAUGACAAUGAUGCCAACAGUGGCCCAAACUUGCCAGCCCAAGCCUAGGCCAAUGUUGUCACCAGAGAGGCAAGGAGGCGUGACAGGGGUGGAGGAUGAAGAGAAGGGUGAAGCUGUUGAAGUUGACAACGUUGUGGGAGGGGAAGAGGGGGAGGACGGUGCUCCCCAGCGGAACUUCUGGAGCCGAUACUUCCUGGUGGACCUGUUGGCAGUGGCCAUGCCGGUGGUGCCGACGGUGGCCUGGCUGUGUCAUGGGGCCCCGCGGGAGGUCAUGCCUGUGUACCACAUCGGUUCUCUGCUACGGGGUUGCUGCGCUGUGGCCCUUCACUCUCUGCGACGCGGGGGACGUGGCCGUGGCCCCACAAGCAUGAAUGGGGCGACCAAUAUCUGACAACUUUACUCCUUAGCCCCCUGACUUCCCUCACAGCAACCAUGCAACCCCAACCUCUAACGAGUCACAGCCAGAACAGCAAUCAGACUUUGAUUUUGACUUAUAUUGCUUUUUAUUCUCCACCCACGUGUCUGAUUUGAGGAUGACAUUGAGAUUUACAUGAUCUGUUUCUGUUAGAUUUGUAAUCAUGCCUAACUAUCUAGGAAAUCAAAUGCAAUAGUGAUUUGAUGGGGAAUGCGUGAGCCUGUGUAAACUUUUUGCCACUGAUCUACAGUGGCUCCCAUGACUGCACAUCUCAUUGCAUGUAACCCUGAGAAAUGUUCAACCCUUUGCUAUUAACUCACCUUAAACAGAACCUUCAAAUACACACCUGCUAUAUUUGAACCUUGAACACUUUGAUGAUUCUCCAUGAAUCUUCUCGUUGUCUUUGAAAUUGGGGUGAACAUGGUUCACCUUGUUAAACAUCAGUAACAUUUUAUUUUAGAGCUAAGUGAAUGAGGGACCUGAGUGGGAGUUCUAGUUGAAUGUCUUCUAAAAAAUUAUUUUCUCAAGAAAAUAGAUGAGAAAAGUAGAUAUGUUUGAGUAUCUAUUACUUUUCAGGGAUCAAACAUUUAUCUUCUGGUUUCAUUAAUUGUAUUUAUAGUCCAAGGAUAAGAGUAAAAUUCUGAAUAAGACUAGCACUGUCCAUGUCCAAAUGCUGAAAGCAAGUACAAUGCCAGCUAUGUAUGUAUUUGUUGGAAAUACAUUUGUUGAAUUUCAACACUUACAAUAUUAGGAAAUUAUUUUCAAAAGGCUAGAUAUUUCUUUCAAAUAUUGCACAUUUUUUCCACUUUUAGGACUAUACUACUUGAAGUUUGUCGUGGCUUUACAUUUCAUCAAACAUUAACCAUGCAAGUCUACUUUUGAGCCACAUUAUGCCGCUAAUGCUACAGUGAUAGAUUUUUCUCAAUUAUUCAAAUUCAGAAGUCAAAAGCAAUAAGAAAAAGCUAUGAUGAAGUCUUUACAAGUGUUGAUAAAAUUGCACAAAAAGCUGUAGAAUACAAAGUGUAAAUAGAUCUGGAUGUAUUUCUUCUUCCCUUUGAAAAUAAACUGAAAGUUGCCUUUG
Messenger RNA from Salvelinus sp. IW2-2015, 3319 nucleotides. Its product is annotated as syntaphilin-like. Lineage: Eukaryota; Metazoa; Chordata; Actinopteri; Salmoniformes; Salmonidae. The transcript is spliced from 5 exons. Gene Ontology annotation, biological process: neuron differentiation. The coding region runs from base 535 to 2214 and encodes 559 amino acids. The record is from RefSeq and is a predicted model, not a curated record. Gene Ontology annotation, cellular component: cytoplasmic microtubule; mitochondrion.